Molecule: messenger RNA, 4784 nt
Organism: Grus americana (Whooping crane)
Lineage: Eukaryota; Metazoa; Chordata; Aves; Gruiformes; Gruidae
Gene: CAPN3
Product: calpain 3
Exons: 24
Coding region: 677-3100 (807 amino acids)
Biological process (GO): negative regulation of apoptotic process; proteolysis
Cellular component (GO): cytoplasm
Molecular function (GO): calcium ion binding; calcium-dependent cysteine-type endopeptidase activity
Source: RefSeq, a predicted model, not a curated record
AUUUAAGCCACCAUUAGAAGACUGAGGAUUAAUACUCCUAGAGCAAAGGGUAGAAACAAGUCGAGUACAACAGUUCCUUCGGGAGUGUCAGGACUAGUUUAUUGACUGGCACUACGUCAUAAGUCCAUUCCCAAACCAGCAGGAGUCGAGCUCCCAGUUUCACUGUUGUCUCUGCUUAAGGAAGAGAUGAGCUGCUUGCACCAGGAGUCAGCCCGCGCACGGAGCCCAUCCCAGGAACACGCCUGGCCUCAGCACGAGCUGCGCAGAAGACUGACACCACCUCGCUAACCCCCUCCCUCUCACUUUCCCUCUCUCUCACUCUUUGCCUGUAGUUAUUUUUAGAUUUCACGGGUUAAAGCUUGUCCCUUCUGGACGCUUAUACUCACAGGGCAGGCACACACGCAUGCUGUAGAUACAACUCGGGCACGAGAGUUAGCCAACAGAUUAGCUUGUUCCGCAUCAGGGAAUAAAUUCUGAUUUCUUAUGACAAAAUACUGAUCUUUGAGAGGAUGCACAACGUGCUCAACCACAUGGAAUUUUGUUGCUUGCAAAUUUGACUAGGAGACUUUCAACAGAUAGAAAAAGCGGUUUACACAGCCACUUCCUCUUUUCUCAAAUUUCCUUCCAGUUUGCAAGAUCUUCCUUUCGUUCAGCCUUUGCUUUAAGCCUGAUUCCCAUGCCGUCUGCCAUAAAUGCAGCGGUGGCUCAGCAGACAGGCGCUGGGUCAGUUCCCAGCGCUACUCUUAGCACUACCACUGAAGGUGCGGGUGGGGGCACAGGGGGGAUUUAUUCUGCCAUUAUAAGUCGCAACCAGCCCAUUAUCAAAGUAAAAGAGAAGACCUAUGAAGAGCUUCACAAGAAGUGCCUGGAGAAAAACAUUCUCUAUGAAGAUCCUGAUUUCCCACCGAACGAGUCCUCCCUCUUCUAUAGCCAGAAAAUCCCCAUCAAGUUCGAAUGGAAAAGACCACGAGAAAUCUGUGAGAAUCCACGGUUUAUUAUCGGCGGAGCCAACAGAACAGAUAUCUGCCAAGGAGAAUUAGGUGACUGCUGGUUCCUGGCUGCCAUUGCUUGCCUGACACUGAAUAAAAAACUACUCUGUAGAGUCAUACCUCAUGACCAGUCCUUUAUACAAAACUACGCUGGCAUCUUUCACUUCCAGUUCUGGCGCUAUGGAGACUGGGUGGACGUCGUCAUUGAUGACUGCUUACCGACGUACAACAACCAGCUGGUCUUUACCAAGUCCUCCCAGCGCAAUGAGUUCUGGAGUGCCCUCCUGGAAAAGGCCUAUGCAAAACUCCAUGGAUCAUACGAAGCUUUGAAAGGAGGCAACACCACUGAAGCCAUGGAGGACUUCACUGGAGGAGUCACAGAGUUCUACGAGAUAAAGGAUGCCCCUAAAGAUAUCUAUAAAAUCAUGAAACAUGCCAUUGAUAGAGGAUCCCUCAUGGCCAGCUCCAUUGAUGAUAACCUAGGCUUUUCCUACGGAUCGGCUCCUCGGAGUGACAUUGGGGAACUGAUUGCUCGAAUGGUGAAGAAUCUAGAAAACGCACAGAUGACUCACUCCACUGUGGACUACCAGGGGACAGACGAAAGGCCGGCCUGGACCAUAAUGCCAAUGCAGUAUGAAACCCGGAUGUCUUGCGGGCUUGUCAAAGGUCAUGCCUACUCUGUCACGGCUGUGGAAGAGACAACAUACAAAGGGGAAAAAAUACGUCUGGUAAGGCUGAGAAACCCCUGGGGGCAGGUGGAAUGGAAUGGACCUUGGAGUGACAAGUCAGAGGAAUGGAACCUCAUUAACGAAGAAGAGAAAAUCCGCCUACAGCACAAAAUUGUGGAGGAUGGGGAGUUCUGGAUAUCAUUUGAAGAUUUCAUGAGGCACUUCACAAAACUUGAGAUCUGUAACCUCACACCUGAUACACUGGAAGCCGAUAAACUCCAGACCUGGACUGUGUCAGUCAACGAAGGGCGCUGGGUGAGAGGCUGCUCAGCUGGAGGUUGCCGCAAUUAUCCAGACACGUUUUGGACCAAUCCCCAGUAUCGCUUGAAGCUCCUGGAGGAAGAUGAUGACCCUGAGGAUGAAGAGGUUAUUUGCAGCUUUCUCGUCGCAUUGAUGCAGAAAAAUAGGAGGAAAGAACGCAAGCUGGGAGCCAACCUGUACACCAUUGGCUUUGCCAUCUACGAGAUGCAUGGUACUAAGCACCACUUGCAAAAGGAUUUUUUCCUCUACAAUGCCUCCAAAGCUAGAAGUAAGACCUAUAUAAACAUGCGAGAAAUCUCUGAGCGCUUCCGGCUACCUCCCAGCGAAUACGUUGUCAUCCCAUCGACAUAUGAACCUCACCAGGAGGGAGAAUUCAUCCUGAGGGUCUUCUCGGAGAAAAGAAGUCUUUCAGAGGAGGUUGAAAACAUGAUUGAGGCAGACCGUCCAUCGAAGAAGAAAAAGGGCAAGCCUAUCAUCUUUGUUUCCGACAGAGCAAACAGCAAUAAGGAGCUGACAGCAGAUGAAGAUGCUGGCAAAGAUGGUGAAAAAACCCAUGUGGAUGAGAAAAAGCGUCCUUCAGCAAAAGCUCGUGAGGGGAGUGAAGAGGAAAAACAGUUCAGGAAUAUUUUCCGACAGAUUGCAGGGGAUGACAUGGAGAUCAAUGCUGAAGAACUCAGGAAUGUUCUCAAUAACGUCGUAAAAAAACAUAAGGACCUAAAGACAGAAGGAUUUGAACUGGAAUCCUGCCGCAGCAUGAUCGCUUUGAUGGAUACAGACGGCUCAGGGAAGAUAAACUUCGAUGAGUUUCGACAUCUCUGGGACAAGAUUAAAAGCUGGCAGAAAAUUUUCAAGCGUUACGACACGGAUCAUUCAGGAACCAUUAACAGCUACGAGAUGCGCAAUGCAGUCAACGAUGCAGGGUUUCGGCUGAACAACCAGCUCUACGACAUCAUCACCAUGCGCUACGCCGACAAGAACAUGAACAUCGACUUUGACAGCUUCAUCUGCUGCUUUGUGCGCCUGGACGCCAUGUUCAGGGCAUUCCACGCCUUUGAUAAAGAUGGAGACGGCAUCAUUAAGCUCAAUGUCCUGGAGUGGCUGCAGCUCACGAUGUACGCGUAACACCAGAGCCAGCACCAACUUUCCUCAAGGAAAACACUCAAGACUUCUGUUUUUAGUAACUGUUUUGAAAGCAUUUCCUUAUUACGUGCUUCACUCAGCGAGAUAAACAGCGCAUGGGAAGAAUUGCUUGGAAAAAGAGAUAUCCAUAGUCCAGCAGGCAAACCAGUGUGCAUAUUCUGUAACUACUUUUAUAACUUCCUACCAUUUUCCUUCAGGCAACAAGGGUUAAUUUAUUGAUGACUGAAUUAAGCUUUUUCUGCAUGGUAACGACAUGGAGCAUGUGUCAUUAUUCUGCUUAUGCUGACAACUGGAAAAGUCUUCCCUCAAGUCAGGCAAAACUGGGACUGUAUCUGAACUGUGAAAGUCGGAGGUGUUUACUACCACCUUGUAAUUAGUCAUUAACUCUGUCCUGCUUUUGAUACUAUCGUUUCAGCCUCUUCAUAAUGUUGACUGAAUAUUUCACAUGAGAUUGUGCUAGAUUACAUUAAUAUUAUGCAUCCUAAUCACUUACGUUGUUAUAGAUGUGGCUGUGCAGGUUGGCUCGCUGCUAUGCUAGACACGUGGAAGUAAAGCACAACAGACCGCAAUACCUAGGUACAGAGGAGUCUUGUAUCAGAACCGAGCAAUUUGCUCUCAUUUUUAGUAGCCGCGUAGUAUCUUCAUGUGUAAGUACAAUUAGUUUAAUUGAACCGAAAAUAAAAUCAACUGGAUUUUGGCCUAAUCUUUAGGGUUGGUUUUGGGUUUUAUUUUGAAAGAACAGAGGAUGAUGAAACGUUGAGCACCCUUCCAUCAUUCUCCUGAAUAUAGAACAACUUUUGGAGUUUUAUGGCAAGCGUGAAAUCACCUUCGUAUCUCAAACGCUUGCUAGUUUGCUCCUUGAAUUAAAAAAAAAAAAAAAAAACAACAAAAACAAACCAAAAAAACAACCCACAGUUGAGAGGUUCCAUCGUUACCAGCUUUAAGGAUGACAGGCUUUCAGAACUGAGCAAUCAUUGAUCGAUAUAAAAAUGGAAGGUAAACCAAAAUGUGCAAGAAAAGGUGUGAAGAGAUCAGACUUUGUGAGGAGAACCUUCUACUUAGUUCUCCAGUGGUGAAAAGUAACAAAGCAAUCCACUAUUGUAAAGCAAAAUUGUAAAAACAAAUUUAACUGAAAGGUCACCAAGAAACAGAAAACCCUUUGACUAUGACGUUUUGAAUAUUGUCUUGGACUGUAACUUACUCUGGAAGAGUAAGAAAAUACUAUAGUUUAUCUGAAGAAGAGUUAUUCUCCUUUAAAUUCAACUUUUGUUUUAACCCGAAUAACAUUUUUAAGAUGACUUAAGAACACUAGAAGCCCUGGGUCCCAGCCAAGUGUUAUCUCCACUAAGCUAUUAUUUUCCAUACAAAAAAUUUGGCAGAGAUGCAAUGUGCAGAGAAAAACAAAAUCUGUCUGUCAAAAGAUCAAAAUCAGGAUUUUUGAUUGGUAACUCAAAACUGGUCCUUAAAGUCCUGGUGGGUGAACUACCAACAGCUCUAGAGAACUUCCCUUUCCAACGGGCCAUGAAACAAGGGAGUUGGUACAUUGUCUUGGCAGCUUGAGCUGGGUGGACAGUUUCCAUCUUCCCUGCCGAACGACUAGGUCUGAGAUUCCUGCACACUGGGAGCGGAAACUUGCAACUUUCCUGCCAGUGCCAGAGCUUCAAAG